AUGGUGGUGUCAGUCAACAAGGUGCUCGCGAACUCUAAAGCUUGCGGCACACCGUUUCAAGCAAAGCAUGAAGUCGAGUAUGGCAUGAAGGUGGUGGCUCGAGAUGCAAACGGUGUCGUUGAUAGUGUACAGUGCCAAUUCUGCCGUUUCCAUGGCCGGAAGCGGGUUCCUGAUGCCAAACGCAAGCGUAGCCAGAACAUCAAACUCUUUGCACCACCUUACCGAACUGACAACUAUCAACUCCAUCACAGAGAGACUCACGUGGGCAAGUGGAUCGAGUACAAGGCAAUCUCGUUCGAGGACAAGAGAGUGUUCUUCAACAAGCGUCCGGAGUUCAAGUACACGUUGUUCUCCUUCUCCGACGACGCGAGCUCCACACUGAUAUUUACCAUAAGUGCGCAGAUUGUCAAAAUUCUGAUUGGCGAGUUGUUCUUCAACUCCGAGGACGAAACGAUCUUGGCCGAAAGAGCGUUGAAGCUAUUUCGGCAUCAGAAGGACGAUAGCUUCAACGUUACAAUCAAGACGCCGCUUAGAUAUUAG
Molecule: messenger RNA, 540 nt
Organism: Marchantia polymorpha subsp. ruderalis
Lineage: Eukaryota; Viridiplantae; Streptophyta; Marchantiopsida; Marchantiales; Marchantiaceae
Source: the annotation of a GenBank genome assembly